Messenger RNA from Porites lobata, 1736 nucleotides. Lineage: Eukaryota; Metazoa; Cnidaria; Anthozoa; Scleractinia; Poritidae. The record is from the annotation of a GenBank genome assembly.
UUUAAAGAGUUUCGUCAGACCCUUCUUCUCUACUACGAUGCUGAUCUUAUUACUGAUGAGGAUUUCAUAAUCUUAUACGAGUUGUUUUCUUCACGAAAUCCAGAUUUUGCUUAUGAUUCGUACGAUCGCUUUGACUUGGAUAACAUGAACGACGACGAAUGCAAAGCCGAAUUUAGAGUAAGGAAAAGAGAUCUUCCAACACUGGCUCAAGCUCUUAGGAUUCCACGGUCAUUUCAACUUUCUCAGAGGAGUGUUGUAGAUGGUAUGGAAGGCCUCUGUAUGCUCUUGAAGCGACUUUCAUAUCCCUGUAGAUAUGGAGACCUUAUUUACCGUUUUGGACGUCCAGUUCCCGUUUUUAGUAUGGCUACAAAUCAUGUCCUCGAUUACAUUUACAAUACUCACAAUCAUCUCAUAACACAAUGGAAUCACACACUGCUGAGCCCUCGUGCUUUAGAAGUAUACGCAGAAACUAUCCACGGAAAGGGGGCUGCAUUGGAGAACUGCUUUGGAUUUGUGGACGGAACUGUCCGACCUAUAGCUCGACCAGAUGAACACCAGCGUAUCAUGUAUAAUGGACAUAAGCGAGUACACGCUUUAAAAUUUCAGUCGCUUGCCCUACCUAAUGGACUGAUUGGUAACCUAUAGAGUGUUUUCAUAUGACGUCACGGCGGCCAUAUUGGUGUCCCAAAACAAUAAAACGGCGGCCAUAUUGGUGUCCCAAACCACUCCUGUGGGAGUUGAACUCUUUUCUUAUGCAAACGCUUUCUUUUGUUUUAAUAAAUUUGCAUAGAUGCUGGCCACGUGAGUGAAAACAGUCUAUAUGGACCAGUAGGUAAGUGAAAAUUACGUGUUUCUUUUGUCAUUUUGUUGUUAUUCCAGCAUGCGGGCUUACCUGACUCUCUCUAUAAAUUUAUAUUACAGUCGAACAUUCACUUCAUUGGCUUCCCUCCAGUUAAACAGCCCCUGCUCCAUUUCACUCUAAAAUAGACUCUUAAGCCCAGCCUCUCACUUUGUGGACUGAAUAAAAAUGAGUGGAACAGAAUAAUUUUGAUGCAACAAGAAGGGUGAAAUAGUUAAAAUAAUAAAAGAAAUUAAGUAAGGGAAAUGGAAUGUUCUCUCAUCUACCUGUACCUAUAUCAAUGUUACAAAGGUUAUGCUUUCACAUGGUAUAUUGAUCAGUCCCUUAUAAUGUCAAAAACAUUCAUAACCAAAGCCAGUGUAUUAUCAAAAGACAGGUCACUUGAAAUAGAUUGACUUGAUUGCAUGUAAACAAUAAAUAUCUAUAUGAAGGUUUUUUAAUAAGAUAUUCCCUAUUUAUUCUAGAGGGAAAGAGGCAUGAUGCCAGUAUGCUCAGAGAUUCUGGACUACUUCAAGAUCUUGAACAAUAUGCAUUUUCAACAACAGGGCAACCAAUGUGCAUAUAUGGGGACCCUGCCUACCCCCUAAGGGUUCAUCUGCAGGGCCCCUUUAGAGAUGCUUACCUCACCACUCAGAAGCAGCUUUACAACCAGUCAAUGAACUCUGUGCGAACAUCGGUUGAAUGGCUAUUUGCAGAUGUCCAAAACUACUUUAAAUUUAUAGACUUCAAGAAAAAUCUGAAAGUGGGGCUCAGUAGCGUUGGCAAAAUGUACGUUGUAUCUGCUUUACUACGAAAUGCCCUUACAUGUUUAUAUGGAAAUGAAACCUCACAGUAUUUUCAGCUAGAUCCCCCAAGCCUGCAAGAUUAUUUUGUUUGA